GAGGAUUCUUCGAGAUCAGUGGCAAUGGAAGCGUGUGAUCCAGGUUUCGAAGUGGAUGCUGAGCAAAGGACAUGGCAAGACAAUGGCAACUUAUCAGCUGCUGAUAGUGGCACUGGAGAAAGAAGACCGCAUCGAGGAAGCCGAGGAAGUUUUCCACGGUGUCUUUAGGAGAUACUUGGACGCGCUUCCCCGUUCACAUUUUUCUCUUAUGAUGGGGAUCUACAACCGAGCUGGCAUGUAUGAAAAGCUGCUAGAUCUCUUUGCAGACAUGGAAGAACUCAACGUCAGACCGGAUCAAGGAUUAGUUGAAAUGGUUGCGGAGGUCUAUUUCAAAGUCGGCAUGCCAGAAAAGAGCGAGAAGGUGCGAGAAAAGUAUCCCCUGCGGCGGUAUGAGUAUCGUUAUCUCAAAGGGAGGCGUAUCAGAGUUCCUACGAAGCGACUCUAUCCCGAGCUGAGACUUACAAAACCGUCUCAAGAAGCCGAAAGUGGUGGUGGUGGCGAUGAUCUUUCAGUACAAGAACAAGAAGAAGAAGAAGAAGAGGAAGAGGAAGAACUUCAAGGAGGAGGACUCGAAGAUAUCGAAGAAAACGAAGAAGUGAUCGUCUCUAGUGCCAACGAUGAAGAUGAAGUGGAAUUGCCCGAGAAAAUGGAAGAAGAUGGAGAGCUCCUCGAGAGAGCCCUAUUGGGGGAGCCUGUGGGAGAAGAGCUGCUAGAGACCAAGUGGCAAGAACAGCAAAUUCUUCAAGCAAAGUGAGUGAACUUUCUUUCUGCCGGUUUAUGGAAAGGAAGCAAUGCAUUGAAGCAAUCCAGUCUUGCAAAUCCCUCCCAGCGCUACGAGAAAUCCACUCGCGAGCCGCAACUCUCUUGCCAAGGAUCAAGGACGAUUACUUCAUCCUCAACAAUCUCAUCGAAAUGUAUGGCAAGUGCGGCAGCGCCACCGAAGCUCGCAAGGUCUUCGAUGGAAUCUACGUCAAGAACUCCUUCUCCUGGACGCUCAUGCUCUCGGCCUACUGCCGCAACGGGCAUCUGGAAGAUGCGAAAACAAUACUCCUCAAGAUGCCAGCCUCCGCUAAAACGCCCGUUUCCAUGACUUCUAUGAUCGCAGCACUUGCAAACUCGGGGAAUCUGGAAGAUGCGCGACGAAUGUUUAAUGCCAUGCCCGAUCAUGAUCUAAUCUCUUGGACUACCAUGCUUGACGCAUAUGCCCAGAACGGGCAUCUGGAAGAAGCCAAGCAAAUCUACGAAUCUAUGCCUUGUCGAGACCUUGUCUCUUCUAACGCAAUGCUGUCGGCGUAUACCCGGCAUGGGCAUCUCGACGAUGCGAAGAUCCUGUUUGAUUCUAUCGUAGGGCCGAAUCUAGUAGCGUGGAACACGAUGCUGUCUACGUAUGCCCAACAAGGGCAUUUGCGAGAAGCACGGGAACUGUUUGACGCGAUGCCGUUGAGAGACGCAGUGAGCUGGACGGCCAUGAUUGAUGCGUACGGUCAUCACGGUGAUUUCUGUGAAGCGAGGAGAUUGUUUCGCGAGCUACCGGAAGAUAACCUUGUGUCUUGGAAUGCGAUAAUCUCCGCAUUUGCCAUUAGAGGGCAUUUGCGGGAAGCGCAAGCAUUGUUUGAUUCGAUGCCUCAAAGAGAUCUCGUUAGCUGGGUCGCGCUUGUUUACGGCUAUGCCAUUGCCGCAGAGACAUCGAUUGCGAAAUCACUGUUCGAUCAAAUGCCAUGUUGGAACUUGGUGGCGAUGAACGCCCUCCUUUCGGGUUUUGCCCAAUUGGGGCAAAUAGAGUCCUCCAAGAAUGCAUUUGAUGAGAUGCCGGGGAGAGAUGUAAUUUCCUGGAACAUCAUUCUAGGAGGUUAUGCCCAGAACGGGUAUCUCCAGGAAGCUCGGAUUGUCCUCCAGGCAAUGCCACAGCACGGGAUUGUGUCGAUCAACACAAUGAUCUCGGCAUAUGCCCAGACUGGAGACGUCGCUCGAUCAAAGUCGCUUUUUGAUGAACUCCCGCAAAGGAAUCUCGUUUCCUGGAACGCGAUUCUGGCCGCGUAUGCCCAAUCUGGUAGAGUUUCCGAGGCUGAGAAGACAUUCCAGGCGAUGCCACAGAGAGAUCCUCUCUCUUGGACUGCGAUGAUCACAGCCUAUGCCUUGGCUGGGAAUUGUGAGCGAUCGAAGCAAAUGUUUGAUGAAUGCCCUCACAAGGACACUGUUUCUUACAACGCGCUUCUCUCGGCAUACGCUCAAUGCGAGAGACUCGAAGAGGCAAAACUCGUCUUUGACUCCAUGCCGCACAGAAAUACUGUCUGCUGGAACGCAAUGCUUGCUGCGUAUGCCCAGGCAGGGCAUCUGGACGAGGGGGAGCACAUUUUCGAAAACAUGCCGGUGAGGGAUCUCGUCUCCUACAACGCAAUGCUCUCCGCGUAUUCCCAGAACCGGCACGUCGUACAGGCGGUGGCAAUGUUUUAUAGCCUUCCGCUUCGGAACGAGCAUUCCUGGAAUGCAUAUGUCGCAGCGUUUGCACGAGUUGGAGACAUUGAAAGAGCAAAAAGAGCUUUCGAUCAGAUACCAGAGCAGGACCAAAUCUCAUGGAGCGUCUUGCUUGCGGCUCAAGCCCACUUUGGAGACUCAACACUUGCAAUUGCAACUUUUGAUGAGAUGAGAGUAUCAGUCGCGCCUGAGGAAGCUUGUUUUGCUCUUGUACUCACCUCUUGCAGCAGGGAGGGCAAGCUCUACAAUGGGCGCUGCUGCUUCACGUCCAUGAGGUAUGAUUUCGGAGUCUCUCCGUCGCGGCCUCACUACUGCUGCAUGAUUGAUCUUCUUGCCCGGUCUGGGCAUUUGGAGGACUGUGAGAAACUCAUUCUUACAAUGCCCUUUGAGCCCCAGGCUCUGGAGUGGAUUGCCUUGCUUAGUGCUUGUUCGUCUCACGGUGACAAUGAAAGUGGAGCUAGGGCCGCAAAGAGCUUGACGCGAUUCCAGCAUGGAGCGGCUUAUGUGCUCCUAGCAAAUGCCAAUAUCCCAAAGCUCACGGGCAUUAAAUGAGGGUGUGCCACUUCAUCACUGUUU
This is a messenger RNA of Selaginella moellendorffii, 3051 nucleotides long. RefSeq names its product pentatricopeptide repeat-containing protein At4g21190. Lineage: Eukaryota; Viridiplantae; Streptophyta; Lycopodiopsida; Selaginellales; Selaginellaceae. Gene Ontology annotation, molecular function: protein binding. The record is from RefSeq and is a predicted model, not a curated record. The transcript has 4 exons. The coding region runs from base 778 to 3027 and encodes 749 amino acids.